Molecule: messenger RNA, 1892 nt
Organism: Raphanus sativus (radish)
Lineage: Eukaryota; Viridiplantae; Streptophyta; Magnoliopsida; Brassicales; Brassicaceae
Product: beta-fructofuranosidase, insoluble isoenzyme CWINV4-like
Exons: 6
Coding region: 55-1827 (590 amino acids)
Biological process (GO): carbohydrate metabolic process
Molecular function (GO): hydrolase activity, hydrolyzing O-glycosyl compounds
Source: RefSeq, a predicted model, not a curated record
UCCAUUUUUACACACAAAAUCAAACAGCACUAAAAUUCCUGAAUUUUGGGAUCAAUGGGUUUCUCAAGUACUCUUUCUGUGUUAUUGUUGCUUGUACUAAUCAAUUUAUGCAAUAAUAUCAAACGAAUUAACGCUUUUCAUCAAGUUUAUGAAAAUUUGCAAUCCCAAUCAGUUGAGUUAGUGAAUCAUUUUCACAGAUCCGCUUUUCACUUUCAACCUCCAAAGCAUUGGAUUAACGAUCCAAAUGGUCCAUUGUACUACAAAGGUUUCUACCAUCUCUUCUAUCAAUAUAACACCAAAGGUGCAGUUUGGGGUAAUAUUGUGUGGGCACAUUCCGUUUCCAAAGACUUGGUGAAUUGGGAGGCUCUUGAACAUGCCAUUUAUCCCUCCAAAUGGUUUGACAUCAAAGGUACAUGGUCUGGUUCAAUAACACUCGUACCAGGUAAAGGACCGGUUAUCCUCUAUACCGGCAUUAACCAAAACGAAACUCAAAUGCAAAACUACGCAAUCCCGGAGGAUCCCUCAGACCCAUACCUAAGGAAAUGGAUUAAACCAGAUGAUAACCCGGUCGCAAUGCCAGAUUAUACCAUGAAUGGUUCAGACUUUCGUGAUCCAACCACGGCCUGGUUGUCCAAAGAUGGGCAUUGGAGAACUCUCGUGGGGUCUAGAAAAAAGCAUAGGGGAAUCGCUUAUAUCUACAGAAGUCGAGACUUCAGGCACUGGGUCAAAGCUAAGCACCCGGUCCACUCCAAAGAAUCAACCGGUAUGUGGGAAUGUCCUGACUUCUUCCCGGUUUCCACAAUCGAUUUCGAGAACGGUUUGGACUUAGAUUACGCCGGUCCAAACGCCAAGCACGUGUUGAAAGUUAGCUUGGACAUGACACGGUACGAGUAUUACACGCUUGGCAAAUACUAUCCUAAGAAGGACCGGUACGUACCAAACGGUGAUUCACCUGAUGGUUGGGACGGUUUAAGAUUUGAUUACGGUAAUUUCUAUGCAUCCAAGACGUUCUUUGACUACAAAAAGAACAGAAGAAUCUUGUGGGGCUGGGCCAAUGAAUCUGACACAGUUGAAGAUGAUAUAUCCAAGGGUUGGGCUGGUCUUCAGGUAAUUCCAAGAACGGUGCUUCUUGACUCAUCAAACAAGAAGCAACUAGUGUUUUGGCCUAUUGAAGAAAUAGAGUCACUAAGAAGUAGUUAUGUCCGAAUGAACAACAAAGACAUCGAGAUGGGUCAACGCUUAGAAGUCAAAGGGAUCACUCCUGCUCAGGCGGAUGUGGAAGUGACAUUUAACGUUGGAAGUCUAGAGAAAGCUGAGCCAUUUGACACGAGCUACACAUACAAGCCGUUAGAUUUGUGUAGAGUGAAAGGCUCGAACGUAACAGGUGGUGUAGGACCUUUUGGUCUGAUCACAUUGGCCACUCCUGAUUUGGAAGAGUACACUCCUAUCUUCUUUAGAGUUUUCAAAGACACUUCCACAAAUAAGCCUAAGGUUCUCAUGUGCUCUGAUGCUAGACCUUCAUCCUUAGAGCAAGACAGGGGUCCACUCAAUCAAGAUAGGAUGUACAAACCACCAUUUGCUGGUUUUGUGGAUGUCGAUCUAGCUGAUGGAAGGAUCUCUCUAAGGAGUUUGAUUGACCAUUCGGUAAUAGAGAGCUUUGGAGCUUUGGGGAAGACAGUGAUAACGUCAAGAGUGUAUCCGGUAAAAGCAGUGAAAGAGAAUGCACAUUUGUAUGUGUUUAACAAUGGAACACAAACUGUGAACGUAGAGAGUGUUGAUGCUUGGAGCAUGGAGAGGCCUUUGCAAAUGAAUAAUGGAGCUACUUAAUUAUUAGUUGGUUGUUGAUGUGUCAUUAUAAUAAGAGAAACUUCGGAAUUUUCUGUUUUUUUUUA